AUGCUGCGCGACGUCAAGCCUCCCCAGCGCAUCCUUGAGCCUUGCGAGACUCUAGCUAUGGACCCCAAACCGCAGCUCAGCCUUUUGGUGCCUUCUCCCAGAAAGCCGGACGACCAGCUUUCCGUUCAAGACGACGUGCCGUCUUUCGAGCAGAAGUUUUCAAGUGACCCUUCGGAUGGCCCAGGUGUUGCGGAGGUGGAGAUGGAGUGGGAGUCGCAGAAGGCAAAGAGUGUUCGGCCCUCCUUCCAUCAGUGGGAGGUAGACCCGAGCAGGCCAAAAAGCGCGAGCAGCCCUCCUGAUCGCUAUAUGCACGAACUCCAUGUGCAUGAGAUCAAGGGAUUUCUCAAGGAUGUCACCAAGAGCCCGGAACUGUUGAAUGUGAAAGUCAUCCUCAAGCGCUGCCGACAGGAAGCCAAGGAGCAGCAGCGGUACCAACAGCAGUCCGCAUCGAUGAUGGAGAGGAGGAAGCAUUCCGCACCGCAUGCGCCACCAACGGCACACAGCUGGCCUCUUUCAGCGUUUGGUAUUAAGCAUACGAAGACAACCUGUUGA
Messenger RNA from Symbiodinium sp. CCMP2592, 552 nucleotides. The record is from the annotation of a GenBank genome assembly. Lineage: Eukaryota; Dinophyceae; Suessiales; Symbiodiniaceae.